AUGCAGAAGGAGGAAAUGCGCUGGCCGAAUGGGGGGAAGAAGAAGAAGGCGGCGGAACAAGUUAGUUGGCCUCCGCAUCCGCCUGACUCUCUCUCUCUCCUCACUCUCUCCCUCUCUCUGUAUGCCACGCUACGCUCGCUCUCUACACCCCACACUCCCAGAGUCAAUUCCGGUUCCAUCAUGAACAAGUUUCGCUUUGGCGACUCCGACGAGUCGGCCUCCGACUUGGACGACGACACCACCGGUCUACCUUUCCCCGAACCGCUCUCGCGCGCGUCAUUUCUCUCUCCCGACUUCGAUCCGGCCAAGUACCUCUCCUCUCUCACCAACCGACACCAGAGUCUGGAAGAUCUCCGACAGGAACUCCGCGAGUUGGACCAAUCGCUCAGUCGGGAGCUGCUAGAUCUGGUCAACGAGAACUAUCAGGACUUCCUGUCUCUCGGGGUUGCACUGCAUGGUGGCGAGGAGAAGGUCGAACAGGUCCGAGUCGGAUUAUUGGCCUUCCAGAGAGACGUGCAAGCCAUUCGGGAUAAGGUGGAGGCCCGGUACCAGGAAGUCCAGCAACUCAUCGAAGAGAAGAAAGGAAUCCGACGGAAUGCGAACAUCGGCCGGGCACUUCUUGAUUUCGCUGAUCGCGUCGAAGAACUUGAGCGGCGACUGAUGAUUGGGGGCGACGCAUCCAACCAUCAAAAGAGCUCUACCGACCAGUUCGACGAGGAUUCCGACCCCGGCCUCUUGGAUAGCGAGAGCGAGGAGGACAGCGAUGACGAAGAACUUCCAAACGGCGCGCAUGCUGCCCCGCUAGUGUCUUUAAAACGACUGGAGCACCAUAUCCAGAAAUACGUCUACCUGACCCGGUUAUCGUCGCGCAUCGGUGACCAACAUCCGUUCCUCCUGAACCAACAACCACGGCUGUCGAAGAUCCGAUCCGCCGUCCUCCUAGACCUGAAGACAGCGCUUGAGCAGGCGAGUCACGCGGGUGAAAAGCGAGAUACGAAAACCCUGGCGGUUUUGCGCCUCUACAAGCUGAUGGGUGAAGAUACCAGUGCGGUCACCGCAUUGAAGAACUUGAAAUUAUAG
Messenger RNA from Aspergillus terreus NIH2624, 1080 nucleotides. RefSeq names its product COG2 family protein. The transcript is spliced from 2 exons. NCBI's taxonomy places the organism in Eukaryota, Fungi, Ascomycota, Eurotiomycetes, Eurotiales, Aspergillaceae. Gene Ontology annotation, biological process: Golgi organization; intra-Golgi vesicle-mediated transport; protein transport. The coding region runs from base 1 to 1080 and encodes 359 amino acids. Gene Ontology annotation, cellular component: COG complex; membrane. The record is from RefSeq and is a predicted model, not a curated record.